CGCUCGCCCGGCCUCCCGCCCCGGGCCCCUCGCUGCAGCCACCAUGGGGCUUCUACCCGAGCCCGGCGCGCGCCAGGGCAGCGGCGCCUCUGCGGGCCGAGCCGGCCGCUGUCCCCGCUCUAUCUUCAGCAACGUUAAGGUGUUCGUGCUGUGCCAUGGCCUGCUGCAGCUCUGCCAGCUCCUGUAUAGCGCCUACUUCAAGAGCAGCCUCACCACCAUUGAGAAGCGCUUUGGCCUCUCCAGUUCUUCCUCAGGUCUCAUUUCCAGCUUGAAUGAGAUCAGCAACGCCAUCCUCAUCAUCUUUGUCAGCUACUUUGGCAGCCGGGUGCACCGUCCGCGGCUGAUCGGCAUGGGGGGUCUCCUCCUGGCUUCGGGGGCCUUUGUCCUCACCCUCCCACACUUCCUCUCAGAACCUUACCAAUACACCGUGACCAGCAUGGGGAACAGCAGCCGCCUCCAGACUGAGCUCUGUCAGAAACACUGGCAGGGCCUGCCCCCCAGCAGGUGCCACAGCAGCACCCAGGACUCCCGGAAGGAGACCAGCAGCAUGUGGGGUCUGAUGGUGGUGGCCCAGCUGCUGGCAGGCAUCGGCACGGUGCCCAUCCAGCCGUUCGGGAUCUCCUAUGUGGACGACUUCUCGGAGCCCAACAACUCGCCCCUGUACAUCUCCAUCUUAUUUGCCAUCUCUGUAUUCGGACCGGCUUUCGGGUACCUGCUGGGCUCGGUCAUGCUACAGAUCUUUGUGGACUACGGCAGAGUGGACACAGCUGCAGUUAACUUGAGCCCCGGAGACCCCCGAUGGAUAGGAGCCUGGUGGCUGGGUCUGCUCAUUUCCUCAGCCUGCCUGGUUGUUACCUCUUUCCCCUUUUUUUUCUUUCCUCGAGCAAUGCCCAGAGGAAUGGAGAGGACUCCUACCAUAGCGGAUGAGGCAAGGAAGAUGGAAGAGGCCAAGUCAAGAAGCUCCCUGGUGGAUUUCAUUAAACGGUUCCCCCGCAUCUUCCUGAGCCUCCUGAUGAGCCCACUCUUCAUGCUGGUGGUCCUGGCCCAGUGCACCUUCUCCUCCGUCAUUGCCGGCCUCUCCACCUUCCUCAACAAGUUCCUGGAGAAGCAGUACGGCGCCUCCGCGGCCUAUGCCAACUUCCUCAUCGGUGCUGUGAACCUCCCUGCUGCGGCCUUGGGGAUGCUGUUUGGAGGAAUCCUCAUGAAGCGUUUUGUUUUCUCUCUGCAAACCAUUCCCCGCGUGGCUGCCACCAUCAUCACCAUCUCCAUGAUCCUCUGUGCCCCUCUGUUCUUCAUGGGCUGCUCCACCCCAGUCGUGGCAGAGGUCAACCCCCGCAGCACAUCAAGUUCUAUACAUCCACAGCCUCCCGCCUGCCGCAGGGACUGCUCGUGCCCAGAUUCCAUCUUCCACCCGGUCUGUGGAGACGAUGGGGUUGAGUACCUCUCCCCUUGCCAUGCUGGCUGCAGUGAAAUCAACGUCAGCUCUAUAGUCUCCAAGCAACCGACCUACUCGAACUGCAGCUGCGUGAAAGGAGGAUCCGCUUCAGCAAAGACGGGCCCGUGCCCCAUCCCCUGCGCCCACUUCCUGCUCCCGGCCAUCUUCCUCAUCUCCUUUGUGGCGCUCAUAGCCUGCAUCUCCCACAACCCUCUCUACAUGAUGGUGCUGCGCGUGGUGAACCAGGAGGAAAAGUCAUUUGCCAUCGGAGUACAGUUCUUGCUGAUGCGUCUGCUGGCCUGGCUGCCGUCUCCAGCCCUCUACGGCCUCACCAUCGACUACUCCUGCAUCCGCUGGGGCGCGCAGUGCUCUGGAAGGCGAGGGGCCUGCAUCUACUACGACAACGACUCUCUCCGAGACAGGUACCUGGGCCUGCAGGUGGGCUACAAGGCUCUGGGCACGCUGCUGCUCCUCUACAUCAGCUGGCGGGUGAAGAAAAACAAGGAGUACAACGUGCAGGAGAAGGCCGCCAGCCUCAUCUGACAGGCGACCUCGGCCGCCGCUCUGCUCUCGAGAGCGGACCCUGCCCCGCACCUGCCCACAUUUACUAACGUUAACACGGCAUCUCCUUUUCAUUUCUUAAAUAAGAGAGAAAACCCCA
Molecule: messenger RNA, 2096 nt
Organism: Delphinapterus leucas (beluga whale)
Lineage: Eukaryota; Metazoa; Chordata; Mammalia; Artiodactyla; Monodontidae
Gene: SLCO2A1
Product: solute carrier organic anion transporter family member 2A1
Biological process (GO): transmembrane transport; sodium-independent organic anion transport; prostaglandin transport
Cellular component (GO): basolateral plasma membrane
Molecular function (GO): prostaglandin transmembrane transporter activity; protein binding
Source: RefSeq, a predicted model, not a curated record